AUGGAAAACACCCCGGUGGAAAUUUUCAAAGAAGACAGCAAGUGCCUGUCCACGCUGCUGGAGGACUGUCCGCUGAAUGCCUCCUCUGCCUGGGUGUCCGGGUCCUCAGAGAGCCGCAACGCGAGCCACGACGAUGGCUGGGAGUCGGAGGGCAUGUCCCCCAUCAUUCCCAUCAUCACCGCGGUCUACUCCGUGGUGUUUGUGGUGGGUUUGCUGGGCAACUGCCUCGUCAUGUAUGUCAUCAUUAGGUACACAAAGAUGAAGACAGCCACCAACAUAUACAUCUUCAACCUGGCCCUGGCCGACGCCCUGGUCACCACCACCAUGCCCUUCCAGAGCACCGACUACCUGCUGAACACCUGGCCCUUCGGCGAGGUCGUGUGCAAGGUCUUCAUCUCCAUCGACUACUACAACAUGUUCAUCAGCAUCUUCACCCUCACCAUGAUGAGCGUGGAUCGCUACGUGGCCGUGUGCCACCCGGUAAAAGCCCUGGACUUCCGCACCCCGAUCAAAGCCAAGAUGAUCAACGUGUGCAUCUGGCUCCUGUCGUCGGCCGCAGGGAUUCCGGCGUUUAUUCUCGGUGGCACCCAAACAAACAGCGAAAUAACUGAGUGUGCCUUACAGUUCCCGGAGCCGUACGUGUACUGGGACACUGUGAUGAAGGUCUGCGUGUUUGUCUUCGCCUUCGUCGUGCCUGUGCUCAUCAUCACCGUGUGCUACUCCCUGAUGGUGCUGCGGCUGAAGAGCGUCCGAAUGUUGUCCGGCUCGCGCGAGAAGGAUCGCAACCUGCGCCGGAUCACCAGACUGGUGGUGGUGGUGGUGGCCGUGUUCGUGGUCUGCUGGACGCCCAUUCACAUCUUCAUCCUGAUCAAGGCGCUCGUCAGCGUGCCGGAAACCACCGCCAUCAUGGCCGCCUACUUCUUCUGUGUGGCUCUGGGCUACACCAACAGCAGCCUCAACCCCGUGCUCUAUGCCUUCCUGGACGAGAACUUCAAGAGGUGUUUCAAAGACUUCUGCCUCUCGGCCAAACUGAAAGGGGAGAGGGUGUCCGGGGGCAGAAAGGCCCCGAGCACAGUGCGGGAGGCCUCCAUUCCCCGGGAGAACCAAGGCGGGACUAGUAAACCGACAUGA
This is a messenger RNA of Limanda limanda (common dab), 1131 nucleotides long. Its product is annotated as delta-type opioid receptor-like. Lineage: Eukaryota; Metazoa; Chordata; Actinopteri; Pleuronectiformes; Pleuronectidae. The transcript has 3 exons. Gene Ontology annotation, biological process: sensory perception of pain; neuropeptide signaling pathway; G protein-coupled opioid receptor signaling pathway. Gene Ontology annotation, molecular function: neuropeptide binding; dynorphin receptor activity. Gene Ontology annotation, cellular component: neuron projection; membrane. Bases 1 to 1131 code for a protein of 376 amino acids. The record is from RefSeq and is a predicted model, not a curated record.